Rhopalosiphum maidis (corn leaf aphid) is the source of this 2862-nucleotide messenger RNA. Its product is annotated as tectonic-3-like. NCBI's taxonomy places the organism in Eukaryota, Metazoa, Arthropoda, Insecta, Hemiptera, Aphididae. The transcript is spliced from 6 exons. Gene Ontology annotation, cellular component: ciliary transition zone. The record is from RefSeq and is a predicted model, not a curated record. The coding region runs from base 27 to 2417 and encodes 796 amino acids. Gene Ontology annotation, biological process: cilium assembly.
GACGGUACGGAGUGGAACUGUAAACGAUGACCAGAAGUUGGCGCAUGGCUUUUGUCACGGCUGUGGCAUUGCUGACGAUCGGCUUCGGUUAUGCCGAGUACGUCAUACCCGUCAUCAAAGACUGUGCCGCCAACGAAACAUGCUCGGUGCAACCAACGGCGGUGACGACUGCGGUGAUGGCGACGACAAAAAAUGUGCUCAAAACGACUACUGUCGUAGAUGGUGAAUCGAAGAUAGUUCGUUACGACGUCCCCGGAAACGAUUCCAAAGGAUCCACACUCAAGGACGUGAUCUUGGUUGAUGACAGAACCGUCGUACCACUUAACGGUGACAAGACCAACGGUUCUAAAAACGCUACUUCAAACACUUCAAACAUCGGUGUCAUUGUUAAACCUCCCGUUGGAAAAGCUAAUGCCAAGGCAACUGAUACAAAUUUUCUAAUAACAAAUGCAACCAAUUUUACCAGUACCACAACCACCACCACCACCAUACCUACCACCAUCACUACCACGACCACCACUGUCUCCACAGAAUUUACUAGCGUCUCGCCGCGGAAAUACUUGUCCGAAUACGGCGCCGAAGUUGUACAUUUUGUUCCCAAUAAAUAUUGCCUCUGUGACCUAAUUUAUGCCAGCUGCGACAUAAAUUGUUGUUGUGACAAAGAUUGCACCAGUCACGAUUUAAAGGCGUUCACAUUGUGUCCUGAUGAACCCAAAUCUACUUUAAUAAAGCACGAAUCGAUCUUAUUCGAUUCUUCAUUAUUUUACGUAGUGAUUGAAAACGUACCAUCGGAUUAUUUUUAUCCCGAACGAGAGACCAUCGAAUCUGAAACGCAAGUCGUAACUUCUCUUCGAAAACGGGACGUGUUCACUUGGCACGAUGAAAAGAUUAUCAGCAGACAUCAUUACCCUCACACUUCUACACUUCAAGUGAAUUCCUCCGUAUUCAAUAACUACGACCUCACUUACAAGUCUUUGCGAUGGAUGUUUAACAUUGUACCUGAUGUAAAUUAUUCCGAAAUAAAACCAUUCGGAUUGAAAAACAGUGCUAUCGAUUCGCUCUGCAGCGUCGAACAACCUGUUGAAUAUUUGAAAGCAAAAGAAACAAACUGCAAGACGUUCGUAUCCAAUCUAACGGAAGUUUGUAACAAUCACUCAUCGUUGAGCUUCAAAUUCUACUAUGACGAAAGAAGACUGUUCAAAGUGGUGCAACCUAUUUACAAUAACGUCCAGAAGACCGAGAAAAUCGGUUUGGUCAACAUCCAAGCGACGACCUAUCAUCACUGCGUCUCGGUGAACGGAUCAUCGUACGAUUGUCAAGUGGGCAAAGUUGGAGUCGGUAACAGCGGAGAAGACUCUCUGUAUCGUCCGCGCUACGAUCCGGUUUACUCGGGCGGUGUUUGUCGUCGGGUAGUCGAUACGGUCAAUUACUUGGUGGUGCACAAUGGAUCUAGAGGCGUACGUCGUGUAGACGUACACUUCUAUCACCGAGACGUACCGGACGCCGGUCGCCCCAUCUACCUUGACCAGAAGUUCGGUGUUCGUUUCAUCUGGGCUACGGUCCAGUCAGCCGUGGACUCGUAUGAGCGGAGUGGCAAGCCCGGUUACGUAACCGGGAACCCGGUGCUGGUAACCAUGGCCAACAAAGAUGUAGUUAAACUUCGAAUCCCAAAGCCGAUGAACUUACCGGAACAUAACGGAUACGGUGUGUGCGAUGUUCAUACUACCGGACCUCGACAGCUCGUCAACUUUCUGGAGAGCGUCGAUAUCCGGUGUCGCGUCCAAGUCAAACACCGAAGUAUGCAAUUAUCUAAGAGACCUGAAGAUCAUACCACCCCCGGUGGUGGCGUAUCAUUCGUAGACAUUUGUAACGAUAUUCAAAACGAAACGAUGGCGGUACUCGGAAAUUACGAAGGCGCCCUGGUGGCCAGUCUCGGCGACCCGGACGUGUCCAGGUGGAUUCCGUUCGUCGUCGUCAAACCGCCCGCACAACAGUCGCCGGUCACCGAACAACACUCGUGCCCGUCCGUCACGGACGCCGUGCACAUACGGGUGUUGUACUCGCAUGUGGGCCCGUUCGACGGCCCGCAGGCCACCGUGCUGGGCGUGCUGGCCAAUUACACUUCGUCGGCCGUUACCGUCAGCGGCAACGGCGAUCGAUCGGUGGUCGCCGAAGUGCCGGUCAGGGUAACCGUGGUGUUCGUGGACCUGACCCGGCCGCCCGUCCGGACGUUCGCCGAACCGCCCACGUACGAGUUCAGGCUGCCCGAAGACUUUUACUACCCGUUCUGGUCGUCCGGCGCCGGCCGACCGUCGCGCUCGGUCCGCAAAGUCCAUUUCGUCGCCAUCGUCGGUCUGCAGCUGUUAUUGUCGUACCUACACUGCUACGGACCGUACUCGUCGCGAGUACCUGUUUAGCGUGCUGUACACGAGGCAUAUCACGUGUACGGUGUCCGCUUCCUCUGCGGCGGACAAUAAAUCACUAAAUAUUACUAUUAUCUGCCGAGUUGACAUUUUUAUUUCCAUAAUAAUAACACAUAUAUCUGCGUUGUGUAACGUACACGGCAUAUUUUGUGAUUCGACAACCAAAUAAACUUUACCUCGCAGUAUGAUAUUUUGGUAUAAUUAUAACGGAAUACAACUGUAUACGGUCGAUUACGGGUGUUGACCAGUUGCCCUCGACGGCUGUUUUUGGCAUUUUAAAAAUGUACCAGCUGCAGUCAAAGACAACGAAUCUGCUAAUUUCCCUCAAACCGAUGUACCUACUAGUUGCCCUCGCAUAUAAAUCAUAUUUAUACAUAUAUAUAAUAUAUUAUUAUAAUACCAAUACCAAACUGUAAAAUAGAAUAGGUAAAUAUGUAAA